Messenger RNA from Oreochromis aureus, 1989 nucleotides. RefSeq names its product pleckstrin 2 (gene plek2). The record is from RefSeq and is a predicted model, not a curated record. Gene Ontology annotation, biological process: intracellular signal transduction; actin cytoskeleton organization. The coding region runs from base 158 to 1234 and encodes 358 amino acids. The transcript has 9 exons. NCBI's taxonomy places the organism in Eukaryota, Metazoa, Chordata, Actinopteri, Cichliformes, Cichlidae. Gene Ontology annotation, cellular component: plasma membrane.
AAAUUGCAGAAUAUGUGAUUAUUCACACUGUGUUUAGCAAGCUCAGUGUGUGGGUGUGAAUGUGGGUGUAGACCGGGUGACACAUUUACCGUCUGCAUUGAAAGCCUGAGCUUACGUGUACAGGCAAAGCUCAGUUGUCAAGAUCACAGUGAGGAGCAUGGAUACAGACAAGCAAGUCAAUAUUCUUCGAGAAGGAUUUCUGGUGAAAAGGGGUCAUGUUGUACACAACUGGAAGGCACGCUGGUUUGUGUUGACCCCAGACAAGUUGUUGUAUUACAAAUAUGAAGGAGGUAAAAAGGACUCAUGCCAGCGAGGGAAAAUCCUGCUGAAGGACUGUGUGAUAACAUGUCCUUUCCUGGAGUAUGAAAAUCGGCCGUUGGUGAUGAAGCUCCAGACAAAACAUGGGGUGGAUCACUAUUUGGAGGCUUGUUCCAGGGAGGAGAGAGAUGAGUGGGCAGCUGAUAUCACUGCUGCAGUCAAUAAACUGCAAACGACCAAUGGCAAGUCCAAGACAGACCAGCCAGACCCCGCUGAAUCCCAGUUGAACAACAUCAACCUGAGCAAGGUGUUGGACUCAAUGUAUGACGUGCACAGUGGCAUCAAGCUGAGCAACCAUGUGGAGCAGGGCAGCACUUACAGUAACUGCUUCUCAGGUUCAGCGGUGGUGGACUGGCUGGUGUUCAUGCAGCUGGUUCUUACCCGUGUGGAGGCUGUGACGCUGGCCUCGGCCCUGUUGGAGGAGGGUUUCCUGCGAACUGUUGGUCAGAAGAGUGUGGAGGCACUUCGCACUGCCGGCCUCAGCGAGCAAUUCAUGGAUGACUCCACUGCUCUAUACAGCUUUCCUGACAGCUUAAAGAAGAGAGGCAGUGUGAAAGCAGAGACAUCGCUGUCUGCAAUGGAGCUAAGUGGGAAGGUGAUAAAAAGAGGAUAUCUGCUUAAACAGGGGCACAGAAGAAAGAACUGGAAAGUCAGACUGUUUGUUUUGCGAUCAGAACCUGCUUUCCUUCACUAUUAUGAUCCGACCAAGGAUGACAUCAGCCCUGUUGGUGGUUUCUCACUGCGAGGGUGCCUUGUGUCAUCUUUAGAGGAUAACGGCGUUCCCUCAGGUGUUAAAGGCAACGUUCAAGGCAACUUGUUUAAAAUUAUAACUCAGACAGACACACAUUACUUCAUCCAGGCGCCAACUCACCAGGAGAAAAUGGACUGGAUAGAUGCAAUAAGAACACAGUGCUGAUUCAUGUUAAAAACACGUUUCAGCAGGUGAAGAAGAUUUAAUUUAAAUAUUCAGAGAAUGUGUAGCAGUAUCAGAGCUACUGGUUCCAUAACAUUUCUGUACAUUAGUGCCUAAAAUAUAUUUUUUGUUUUGAUUGUUUUCUUUGUGAGUAUAUGAAUGAAUAUGAAUGUUUUGAAAGUUGUAGCAGUGCUUAAACCGAUACACGUAUCGGUUUAAGUUAAACCUUUUUUUACGUGUUAAUAAAAUGCAAAUAAUUAAAAAUCAUUAUAUGAACAUUGUGUCUCUUGCUGAAUUUUAUACAACAUAGUAGUGAAAAGUACAUUUACAAAAAAUUUUACUGUACAUUUCCAGGGCUUUUUUUCUCAGUUCCAUUUUCUGCCACAUAAAUAAAAACAGAAUGCAAUAUUUUGCACUGCAAAUCUAAUAAACCGCCUUUUAUUUACAAUAAAUCAAACCAUAUCAGAUGUUGAAACUGAGGCAUUCUACAAUUUCAUGACAAAUAUUAGCUUAUUUUGUGUUAAAUGGCAGCAUUGUGUCUCAAAAAAGUUUGGACAGCAGCAACAAAAGGCUGGAAAAGUUAGUGGUACUAAAAAGAAGCGGCAACUAAUCAACAAAACUCAAGUAAAGAAGAAGCCGUAUGUGAACAUGAUCCAGAAAUCCCAUCGUCUUUUCCUUGCCAAAGCUCAUUUAAAAUGACUGAGGAAAAACUGGAAAACAACAGCUGGUCUCCUCAGUUACCAGACAUUUAUGAAGUG